CCUACUCCGUCUAUUUAGAGAGUGAGAGCGGCAGUUAUUGAUUUGAUUUGAUAUCGGAACGUCUUGAUUAAGGAUUUUUUUUCCUGCAUUUUAUCCUUUUUUUGAAUAUGUAAAGAGAAUAGAGUAAAAGUAAAUUGUUGCUCUGGACGCCAUUUUUACUCGUGAGUUGAUAAUUAUCAGCUCCGGCCACUAAUUUGAGGUAUGGGUUUUCCGACUACGUCUAUUUAUAGAGUGAGAGCGUUUUAUUUCAAACCGCGGAUUUUCAAUAAUUUCGCUGUUAUUUGAUUUGUUUGAUUUGAUAUCUGAACGAUUUGCUUAGGAUUUCCCCUGCAUUUUCUCUUGUUUUUGAAUAUGUAAAGAGAAAAGAGUAAAACGGAUUAUUUAUCUGGACGCCAUUUUUACUCGUGAGUUUCAGAUGAUUAUCAGCUCUGGCCUCCGGUCAGUAGGCAUUUGAGGAUUGGAUUUUCCCGAUUACAUCUAUUUCACUCCACUUUAUGUAACACUAUUGCUAUUUAGAGAGUGAGAGACGAUUUUUUAAUCGCGGAUUUUUCGAUAAUUUUCACUGAUAUUGAUUUGAUUUGAUAUCUGAACGGCUUGCUUAAGAAUUUCCCCCUGCAUUUUCUCUCGUUUCUGAAUAUGAACGAAGAACCGAGCAAAACAGAUUAUUGCAGUGAACGCCAUUUUUACCGGUGAGUUUCAGAUGAUUAUCAGCUCCGGCCUGUAGCAGUCAUUUGAGUUGGAAGAAGAUAGCAAAAUAUACAGAGUAGAACAGAGGAAAGAACAAAAUAGAAGAGAAUUAAAAAUGUUGACAUGCAUUACAUGUAAGCAAAAAGUUGAAGAUGAUGGUGGAGAAGAAGAAGGUAUUCGUGGUUCUCCCAAUACUAAAGAUUCUAUCAAAAGCUUGACGGCACAGAUUAAGGAUAUAGCAUUGAAGGUCACUGGUGCUUAUAGGUGCAAGUCAAGUAUGCCCAACAACAAUUACAAGAAAGGGCAUGGACCAUAUCCAUAUCCAUAUCCAGAGUUUGAUGCAAUAUCUGAGGGAGUUUUAUACAAUUACCAAACAGGAAGCUCAAAUUCUACUCCAGCUUGGGAUUUUACAAGUACUAGUCAUCUCCAAACAUCAACUAGGACUGAUUCUAGAUUAAGUGAUGUGAUGUUGGAACAUGAAGAGGAGUCUAAAGAGUGGACAGCACAAGUGGAGCCUGGAAUUCAGAUUACUUUUGGUUGUCUCCCUCAAGGUGGAAAUGAUCUUAAAAGAAUCCGAUUUAGUCGGGAUGUGUUCAACAAAUGGCAAGCUCAAAGAUGGUGGGGCGAGAAUUAUGACAGAAUUAUGGAGCUUUACAAUGUUCAAAGAUUUAACAAACAUGCUCUUCACACACCCUCACAGUCUGAGGAUGGGAGAGAUUCAAAUUAUUCUUCAAGGCCUGGAUCUGCAAGAGAAUUCCAACAAUAUAAUGCUGGAUUAGGUGCUCAUGCCCCUAGUUUCCCAAAAGGUAGUGGGGCAUCAAGAACGACGACCUCCUCUAGAGACGAGGCUUCAGUUUCUGUAAGUAAUGCUAGUGACAUGGAGUCAGAAUGGAUAGAACAAGAUGAACCUGGAGUGUGUAUAACCAUCAGACAAUUAGCUGAUGGCACUAGAGAGCUACGUCGCGUCAGAUUCAGCCGCGAAAAAUUUGGAGAGGUGAACGCGAAACAGUGGUGGGAGCGAAACUGGGAGAGAAUACAAGCACAAUACCUUUAGAAUCAUGUAUUCCAUAUUAAAUUAUCAGCAUUUUCUAUGACAUAUCAGGAUAUUCAAAAUGGAAUAUUUUGCCAUCCUCGAAGCAAAGUUAAAACUCACCUAUAAAGGGUGACAGCAGUGGAGCCCAGAUUUAAACUUUAUGAUUUCUAAAUUCUAAAAUAGCAAACAUCAGGUGUUUGUAACGUGGCUCUGAGCUAAUUUUUUGUACACACGUAGUAGAUUUGGAUUUGGCCGUACCCUUAGGUAACCUUCUAGCUCCGCCCCUGUAGGGUAAGGGGAGAAGCGGGGCAGAGGCAGUUUUUGAUCAUACAUGUCUUUGCCUUUCAGUUUCCUACUUGUACAUGG
Solanum dulcamara is the source of this 2086-nucleotide messenger RNA. Its product is annotated as protein BREVIS RADIX-like. The record is from RefSeq and is a predicted model, not a curated record. The transcript is spliced from 6 exons. Bases 803 to 1741 code for a protein of 312 amino acids. Lineage: Eukaryota; Viridiplantae; Streptophyta; Magnoliopsida; Solanales; Solanaceae.